This is a messenger RNA of Synchytrium microbalum, 648 nucleotides long. RefSeq lists its product as uncharacterized. The coding region runs from base 1 to 648 and encodes 215 amino acids. NCBI's taxonomy places the organism in Eukaryota, Fungi, Chytridiomycota, Chytridiomycetes, Synchytriales, Synchytriaceae. The record is from RefSeq and is a predicted model, not a curated record. The transcript is spliced from 5 exons.
AUGGAGUUCGAGAAGAAUAAGAAUUUGAAUCAAGUCAGGCGGCUCGUCAACCGCGCCGCGUACGAUUACGAGACUGUCAACCAGCUGUUGGACUCCGCAAUUCUUGGCCAUGUCGGAUUUGCUGUUGAUGGUCAACCCUUUGUCAUCCCCAUGCUCUACGCUAGACAUGAAGAAUCUAUCUAUCUUCAUGGAUAUGUCUCUGCCCGUAUUGCAAAAGUCCUAGCUACCGGUUGCCCAGUGACAAUGUCUGUAGCUCACGUAGAUGGACUAGUUGUAUCAAAGUCGCCAUUUCACAACAGUGUGAAUUAUCGGCAAGUAUCAGCUUUUGUCGUUUUCGGUACAGGAAAACUAGUUGACGAUGAAGAUGAGAAGUUGGAAGCACUCCGAAUUAUCACUGAGGGCUUGUUGAAGGAUAAUUGGGGUGAUGGUAGACUACCAUCGAAAACUGAAAUAAAGUCGACAUCAGUUAUUCGGGUUGAUAUAGAGUCAGCGUCAACCAAAGACAUUGAAGAUCCAGAAAACAAACACGUUUGGACUGGAGUGGUUCCAAUAGCAUCGGUAGUGGGAGAACCAAUACCAUCCGAGUAUAACACUGCACCCAGCGCGCCAGAAUACAUUACCAGGCUAGUGGGAGGACCUGGUAAAUGA